AUGCCACAAGUGCAAAUCCGCCCUGCCAAGCCCGCGGACCUACCCCAGAUCCGCACAAUCAACACGCACUAUAUCCUCCACACAUCACUCACAUUCGCGCAAGCCCCAGUCGCGGCGGAAACCCAUGCCACCAAGUAUGAUGAUUUACGCCAGCGAGGCCUUCCGUACCUCGUGGCUGUGGACACACAUGAACACAGACAGGAGGAGGUAAUUGUUGGGUAUACAUACCUCUCCCCUUUCCGCGAGCAGUUACUCGCCUACGCGCCGACUGUCGAGUUGACCCUUUUUGUUCAUCCGGAACACCACUUGCGGGGUAUUGGCUCGUUGCUUCUUGGCGAGGUUUUGGGGAUGUUGCACCGGCGGGUGAUUUUUCAUUGCCUCGCAGAGGAUGAGAGGACGGUAGUGCAGAAUAUCAUUGCUGUUAUGGCUGUUGAUCCGGAGGGGAAGGACGGUGGGGAGGCGUUGAGGCGGUGGUAUCUUAACCGUGGGUUUGUCGAGCGGGGGAGGUUGGAGAAGGUUGGGUUUAAGAGGGGGUUUUGGAUCGAUACUGUUUAUUUACAAUGUUCUGCCUCUGGUUCAGAAUCCUAG
This is a messenger RNA of Penicillium argentinense, 588 nucleotides long. RefSeq names its product GNAT family N-acetyltransferase. The coding region runs from base 1 to 588 and encodes 195 amino acids. The record is from RefSeq and is a predicted model, not a curated record. The transcript is spliced from 2 exons. Gene Ontology annotation, molecular function: acyltransferase activity, transferring groups other than amino-acyl groups. NCBI's taxonomy places the organism in Eukaryota, Fungi, Ascomycota, Eurotiomycetes, Eurotiales, Aspergillaceae.